Molecule: messenger RNA, 2163 nt
Organism: Lodderomyces orthopsilosis Co 90-125
Lineage: Eukaryota; Fungi; Ascomycota; Pichiomycetes; Serinales; Debaryomycetaceae
Exons: 1
Coding region: 1-2163 (720 amino acids)
Cellular component (GO): Ino80 complex
Source: RefSeq, a predicted model, not a curated record
AUGAGCUACGAUCCAAUACAUGACACAUACACACCAGCAAAACCAAAAGACCCACAACUGCUGCCUUCGUCAAACACGAUACAGAAAAAGCUUGAGCAUCGUAGUGAUCCGUUAUCAAUAUCGAAUCUAGUUUCAGAAGAGGAAACUCAAUCUCAAGAUCCAGUUGCACAUGCUGCUACAAUCACUACUCCAUCUCGUUCACACAAUGCCCAUAAGAUUCUGGCUAUAUCCAACCUAAUUGAAGCGGAAGUGGAGAAUGAUGGUGAUGAUGAUUAUGACGAUACUGAUGUCAACUCGACGAUUUUAGGCGAUGAUGAAGACUAUACUGUGCCAUCGGCAUUAACCAACAAGACAAAGAAGAAAUCGUCCUCAUCUAAAAAGAAAAAGAAGAGCAAUAUUGCUAAUUCUAAGUUAUCUUUGAAAAAGGCUGAUGGUGAACCAUUUUGGCGUAGAGAUAUUCAAUAUGAUAUGCUAACUGCGUUGUUUGACGAUAACACUGCUUGUUUUACAAAUACUUACCCCGAUCUGAACUUGCCUGGUGUAAACAAUAAUUCUAAAGUGACAUUUGCUGAGUUAUAUAUUCGAACAUUGGCUGAAUCAAAUAAAAGUUCAAAAGUAUUGAAAGAGAAAUUACUUCGGGAUUUUGAUUUGGGAAAAGCAGUUUCAAAGGUGUGUGUGUUGGUUAAUGCUGGCAGGAUGAAUACGACUAUUAAUUUCGUUCAUGAUAUGAAAUCUACGUUGAGGACAUAUCACUCGAUACCUUGUUUGCAAACAGGACCUCAAGGUGGUACUAUUAGACAAUUACAAGAUACUCCGCGUUUGAAAUCGAUAAUCAAAGCGGUUAAUGAAGGACAAGAGAAGAAAGUGACAAGUCUUGAAUUGUUGGUUAAGUCGCCUCCUUCAACUAAACCAAAUACAGAUAUUGUUCAAUUACUAUUUCUACUUAGUGAAGCCAACAAUGGAAUUCCAUUUAUUGAAGAUUCAAAUUUCCAUUUGUUAGACUUGUUUGUCAAUACCAAAGUGACACCUCAAAGUAGAGCCAGGAAACUAUUAUGGUUACUCUAUACAUUUUUGGAGACAGAUUUCACACCCGAACAGUUAUCUCAAAAUCCAUUUGGUGGGGCAGCAAUACCUGAUGAAGUACCAAUACCGGAAUCAGCAACGGAUGAAUAUGAUGUUGAUCCUCAAUAUGAAAUAGAUUACGCUUCUGAGAUGCUUCAAGCUAGAAAACAGUAUUUAAGUGAGGAUCAUUCGCAUGAUGGUGCUCAUGUUUCGCAACGAACACAAGACACUCGUGCUGGUGUAUCUUCGAGCAAUGCACCCAAGGUAAAUGCUAAGAAGAGAGAGGUUAAAUCUGAGGGAGUUGGUGAGAAUGAAGACAAUGAAAAGAAACUGAGUAAACCAAAUCAACCUAGAAAGAAGCAAAAGAAAGCCGGUCUUGAAACUUCGUUGCCAUUAUCAAAGAGUAUUGUAAGCUUGAGUAUGCGAUCGCUGCCGGUUGCAAAAGGUGAAGACAAGGUAGAUGAUGGUGAUGAAGAGAGCCAAGCAAGUAGGAUCACCACCAGCAUUCAUUUCCCUGUUAAUGGUAUUGCCAACUCGGUUAAAAAUUACAACAGACUGACACAUGUUCCAACAAUACCCGAUGGUAAAGAGUCUAUUGAAUUUAAAUGCGAUUUAUUAGAAACAACAAACCCCUUGGUUCAAGAAGUCCGCACAUCAUCCAAAGCAAGUACCGCAUCAUUCAACAAGAAAAUCACCAUUUUGGGUAAUUGGCUUUAUCGUUAUUUCAAAUACAAAAAAUCAAUAGCUAACAAGUUUGUUGGUUUAGAAUGGGAAGAUAUUAGACAUGAUUUAGUGUCUGGACUUGAAACUUAUUUAUAUGAAACGUUUGGUAAAUCAUUGACUACAACUAAAUUGUUGAAUGAGAUUAAUGAUGAGGAAAACAAUGAAAGUAAUGGCAAUGGGUUCGGCACUGCUGAUGAUGUAUAUUUCAAUUAUAUUUCAGUGGGGGAUUAUGAUAAGGCAAAUGAAAAGAAAUCAUUUCUAUUAAAUCUAACUACAUUUGCCAAUGAUUAUUUUAUAACUAAAGUGGAAGAGAAAAUGAAUCAUGAAUUGACAAGUAAUAUCACAUUUGACCUUGAUAAUGAAACAGUGUCUAUAUAA